Neurospora tetrasperma FGSC 2508 is the source of this 948-nucleotide messenger RNA. RefSeq lists its product as uncharacterized. The transcript is spliced from 3 exons. Gene Ontology annotation, cellular component: site of double-strand break; nucleus; DNA replication factor A complex. Gene Ontology annotation, molecular function: DNA binding. NCBI's taxonomy places the organism in Eukaryota, Fungi, Ascomycota, Sordariomycetes, Sordariales, Sordariaceae. The record is from RefSeq and is a predicted model, not a curated record. Gene Ontology annotation, biological process: nucleotide-excision repair; double-strand break repair via homologous recombination; DNA replication. Bases 97 to 948 code for a protein of 283 amino acids.
UCACACUCAUUGCCUACGACUGGAUCUUUUGCGAGAAGACGGAAAGUUAAUCGAAUCUAUUUAUUAAAUAGCCGAGGAGACAGUAACACCAGACUCAUGGCGGGCUACGGCGGAUAUGGUGGUGGCGAUGGCGGCGGCUUCAUGUCCGGAUCCCAACAAGGUGGUAGUCAAGCCGGUGGCUCCAAGUACGCCGACGAGUCCCUCCGCCCCGUAACCAUAAAACAGCUUCUCGAUUGGGAAGAGACCUUCCCCGGCGCCGAGCUUGCCAUCGACGGCCACCCAGUAACCCAAGUGACCAUUGUGGGCCAAGUGCGCUCGGUCAAGCCGCAACCGACUAACAUCACGUACCGGAUUGAUGACGGCACGGGAGCCAUCGACGUCAAGAAGUGGGUCGAUUCGGAAGCGCAAGGCGGCGAGGACGGUGGCAGCGGUGCCGGCGCGAUCGCGCCCGACGCCUUCGUGCGCGUGUGGGGCCGUCUUAAGUCUCUCGGCGGCAAGAAACACGUGAGCGCCAACUUCAUACGCCAGAUUGAGGAUUUCAACGAGGUCAACUACCACCUCCUUGAGGCGACGUACGUGCAUCUGUUCUUUACCAAGGGAGCUCCUGGUAGUGGUGGUGCCAAACAAGAAGGUGGCGGAGGGGACAACAUGUUUGUGGAUCAGGGAUACGGAGCAGGAGGCGGCGAUGUUGCUAUGGGCGGCGCUGGCCCCGGUGGAGGCAACAGUGCGAUGCAGGCGAGGUUGGCGACGUGCUCAAGGAACGCGCAGAUCAUGUGCAAUUUCAUCAAUAACUCGCCUGGCGGGACGGAGGGUGUCAAUUUGCAUGUGAUUGCGCAGGGCACAAGGAUGUCGGUUAGAGACAUCACAAAUGCGGCGGAUGAGUUGCUGGGGCAGGGUAUUAUUUACACCACGCAGGAUGAUGAGACGUGGGCCAUUCUGGAUUAUUAG